Molecule: messenger RNA, 2360 nt
Organism: Eublepharis macularius
Lineage: Eukaryota; Metazoa; Chordata; Lepidosauria; Squamata; Eublepharidae
Gene: CCDC32
Product: coiled-coil domain containing 32
Exons: 5
Coding region: 241-780 (179 amino acids)
Biological process (GO): cilium organization
Source: RefSeq, a predicted model, not a curated record
AUCCAGCCCAGCGUUCCGGGGACGGGGAGUGUGGCCCUCUGUGGACCCUCAGAGCUGAGGAAGGGGUCGGAGUGGCCGAAAGGGUUCCAGGUUUACUUGGAAGAAAAUUCACUGAGGUUCUUCCUAAAGUUGCCAAUCUCCAGGUGGGGCCUGGCGAUCUCCUGGAAUUACAGCUAAUCUCCAGACUACAGAGAUCAGUUCCCCUGGAGAAAAUGGCAGCUUCGGAGGGAUUUCUCCAUAAUGAUAAUGAUUGAGAGCGUCGACUCAGUGGUCACUGUCUCCAGCCAGGACCUCUGGGCAGAAGUCUGUUCAUCUCUUCCACAUCCAGACCAGAACGAAGACUCAAAUGAUGCAUUUGCAGAUUCCUUUGCUGAUUCUUACUUUCACGUAGGAAGCCAGAAUGAAGGAAUGGAUACCUCUUUCCAAGCAAACUUGAAGCCCUGGGCACCACUCAAGGAUUCAGAGGUCUACUUGGCAUCUUUAGAGAGAAGAUUGAGGAGAAUAAAGGGUUUAUCUCAGGAAGUGACUUCCAAGGAUAUGCUGCACACCCUUGCUCAAGCCAAGAAAGAAUGCUGGGACAGGUUUCUGCAGGAGAAGUCUGAGUCUGACUUUUAUGUGGAGGGAAUGGAACCUGAUGAGAGCACUCUGGAACACUUGAAGCGCUGGCUCCAGCCUGAUAAAGUGGCAGUCAGCACUGAGGAAGUACAGUAUCUGAUUCCCCUGGAAGCCCGCAUAGAGAAGCAGGAGACGGAAGAUGAGUCAAUGGCUGUAGAACAGUGAAAUGCAGUCUGAACUUGCCUCAUAUCAGGGGCUAGUACAGUUUGUGUUUAAAAGAGCAAGCGGGGGAAGUGCCAAUGCUUUGUUAAACGAGGCCUCAGAUUUUUUUCUCCAUAGUUCUUCCUCUCUUAGAGCAGCUGUUCCAGGGUGAAGUGUCUCAGAAUUAUUGUCGUAUGUAAUUUACUGAGGCACAACUUGAGCAGAAAGGCAGCAAAGUGGCUGAAGCUUUGGCUAAUAUGAUGAACUGGAGCAUGACAUGCGAGUUAAGAGAUCGUUAGCUUGUAUUAUUUUUUUAUCCUUUCAUGAGUCUUCCUUUGCAUCUACAUUGUGCUGAGAACAUCUUGCUGUGUCGUUUUUGAAGGACUGAUGUAUACACAGAUUCCUUGUAACAUAUUCUUUUGUAUAAUUUCUCUAUAAAUGUAAUACAUGCUGUGUCAGCUGGCCCCAAUCCUGCCUUGAAAUGUGUAAAAGACUGUAUUUCAAAAUUCCAGCAUACACUGUGAAAUCCUAAACAGAGUUAUGCCUUUCUAAGCCUAUUGACUUAGAAGGGUGUAACUUGGUUUGGGACUAUACUGAUAGAAACAUACCUGACAUUCCUUUAAUUUCAAUGUUCCAUUCCUUAAUGGUAAUUCCUAAGGCAGAUGCUGCUUAGGAUUCACCAUCACAUAUGUCUGUCUUCCAAUAUUGUCCUUUUUUAAAAAAGCCAAAAUGGUGCAUGGAUCUUUUCCUGUGAUGGGUGAAAGACAGCUGAGGGGAGGUCAUUGUUCAGUCACCCUCCCUACUAUUCCUUUGUUUUUAAAAAUGUUGGAAGAAAGAUACAUGCUACUCGUUGUAUGAUGCAUGAAAAGCAUCUUCUAGCAAAAGAAGUCCUCUGCACUGAAAUUGAUGUUUUUGUCCACACAAAGAUUUGUAAUUGAUGAACAGUUAGGACUUUGAUCAUUUUCAUAUAACUGAAUUUAAAACUGUUUGGGAAUUGACUUUCUUUGAAUUAUCAUUUGUCAUUAUCUUUGUUUCUAGCCAAUAUAUUCAUAAAGUUCUCCUUAUACAACCUCCUCAGCUUUUAUUGUUGCAAGGCGCUGCUAGCUGAUGACUUCUGAAGCAAUUCUGGAACAAAACCUUUAUUUAGCAAGUAAUUUGAAUGAACAAGACAGUGAUUAAAAUAUACAAAUCGAAAUAUGAGAUUCCAACAUACGUCAUGUAGAAAAUACUUUUUGAAAUUUCUGAGCAGUGUUUCUGUUUUACUGAAAUGGGGAAUGUAGUCUAUCAAAUGAGACAAAACAUCUGAAAACUUGGGAAAUGUACUUUUUAUUAUUUCACUGUAUUUCAUGUUUAGCCCAACUCUUCUUGAUGCGUCCUGCUUUGAUAUAUGUGGAUGCUGAACUGGAUACUUUGCAGUUGCACUGGUGGCAUAUGACUAUAAUUGGUUUAUUUUAUUUGUACAGUUAAUUUUUUAAGGUAUCUUAAUUGCUACUUAUCUCAGUUUAGCAAAAUAUACAUUUGUGUAGGAGCGUGUAGUAUUACGUUGUGGCUUACUGUGUUUCGUUGUAGACUAUAUCAUUGCAAAAUGGAGACUUGAUAAUUAA